This is a messenger RNA of Prosopis cineraria, 2283 nucleotides long. RefSeq lists its product as uncharacterized. The transcript is spliced from 2 exons. The coding region runs from base 226 to 1947 and encodes 573 amino acids. The record is from RefSeq and is a predicted model, not a curated record. Lineage: Eukaryota; Viridiplantae; Streptophyta; Magnoliopsida; Fabales; Fabaceae.
UUAGAUCGUGUUUCUGCUUGUGCGCUCUUCUGUCUUCCGCUCGCUCCGAAGAUAACACUCUCUCACCUAAUAAAUUAGUCCUCCCUAGUUUCACUACUUUUGCUUCCUCCUCUCUCUCUCUCUCUCUCUCUCUCUCUCUCUCACUUGUGAUUGCUUCCUUCCUUCUGGCCUGGUCUGCUUAUUCCGCAGGUAGCCUGUUCUUGUUAUUUGGAGAAGGAAAUAAUCAUGAUAAAACGCACACCAAGUAGAAAUCACAGGUCCAAAGGCAUCAAGUUAAGGCAUGUUCUGCAAAUUAUUCUGUUGCUCGGUGUUUGUUUCUGGUUGAUCUACCAGGUUAAGCACUCUCAUGAUAAGAAGAGGGAAUUUGAUGAAAAUGAUGCAAAUGCGUCUGUCAGAAUUCAGAAUGAUGAUCAGAUUCCAAAACUUGGUAGGAAGGAUCUUCAACCUCUUAAAGAUGAUAUAAUUCAAAUUGAACAGCAUGAGGAAAAAGAGGAAGAUGAAAAUACUUUAGAUGAUGAGGGAAAUACGCAUGAACAUGAUGAACAAGAAGAAGGCAGCAAGCAGGAAACAGGAGAAAAUCUAGACGAGCAUGAAUUUAGAGAUCGGGAAGAAGAAGAAGGAGAAGAAGAAAGCAAGCAUGGAGCAGAAGAACAAGAAGAAGAAGAAAACAAGGGUGAAGAAUCAGAGGAUGAUGGAAGAGGAGGAGGAGAUGAAGAGAUAGAAGAAAAUGAUCAACAAAAGCCAGAAGUUGAUGUUGACCAUGAUGAAGAGUUGAUGGAUGAGGAUAAAGAGAGAGAGAAAGAAGAGAGUGAUGAGAAGGAGAAUGAAAAUGGUGAGGAUGAGGAAAAGGAUGGUUCAAUUGAAAACAAAAACACACAUGAGGCAAGGGAGGAACAUUACAUGGCAGAUGAUGCUUCCAGUGCUGUAGCUCAUGAUGCCCAGACUACUAGCACUGAAACUGUGAUUUUGACUGCCGAAAACUCCAAUGAAAACUCAGAAAUGAGUAUUAUGAAACAAGAGAAUAAGCUUAAUUAUACUGAGGAAAGUGGUACAAAUCAUAAUGAUUCACGUAAGAUUACAGGAGAUGAAUCAGAGGGUGGGAAUGCAUCGAAUGCCACUGGUAAUGAAAGUGGAAACACUGUCUUGUCCAGCUCAGCUGAUAACUUGAAUGUAAAUACCACUGCAGCAGCAAACUCUGACGGUCAUCUGGAAGUAAGCAGUAACCACUCUGUUGUAAUCACUGAGGCUAUCAAUAACUCAACUGGAGACACUAUCAACACACCAGGUUCUUCUGAACGGAAUAAAAUGGUGACUUUAUCUGAAUCUGAAAAUGCUCAAAAUACAUCAGUGGAUAUGACAGCCAACAGUGGUGUCAAAAAUGGGAAAACAGAGGAAUUAGAGCAGAGUGAUAGAUCGAGGGAAGAUAACCUGCCAGAUACUAAUUCCGUGGUCUCCAUAAAAAUUGGAAAUGCAGGGGAAUCUUCUAAUUCUGGAGACGGUGAAUCAGAUAAUACAAUAAAUCACUUUGCUUCAAAUGAAACUCGGGACAGUUCUGUAAAUUCUGAUACAAAAGAAAAUAUCAAUGCCUCUGUGGAUGAGAAGUUGAAGGUUCGCUCUGAAAUGGCAGCAGCAAAUGUAACUCAGAAUAGUUCAGAUGCUAAGGAGAAAAAUGAUGCCGGAAAGGAUGGGAAGUCCAUCGAUGAUACCCAAUUGGGUUCAACUAAUAGAACCUCAGAUUCUUCGUCUGUGAAUGGAGCUGCGGAUUUAGUUGAACAAGAUGCCAUUGAUGCUUCUGAUUCUCAUGUCCACGAUGACAUGACAGAAGUUCAAACUGACUUGGAUACGUUGUCGGAUGUUAGAGAUGAUGAGACAGCUACUCUUGAUGAAAAUGCAUUGCCGGAUAUUAGAAAUGAGGAAAAUAUUCUUGAAGAAACUGCCGCAGAAUAACAUUUGUUUAAAAGAUGGCCAUUGGGUUUACGAGAGAGCUUUCCUCAAUUCUCCCUGCCCCCUUUUCUUCUGACCUUUGUUUUCUGUAUGUCGUUGUCAAACUCGUUUAGCUGUUAGAACCUUUUGCUUGACCCAUGAUGUGCUACGAGAUGCUACCAAAGGUACAAAUGUAGUUUAGUGGGUUUUUAGCAUGAAUGUCUGGAUCUGUAUAAUUAAUUUCGACUUUCCACAGCGUACAGAAAUUUAGUUGCCUGCUGUGGUGUUUGCUCCAUGAUCCCUCAUGUAGGCUACGACAUGAUAGCUUCUCUUGGCUAGCGCGUUUCGAACUUUACCAAA